Molecule: messenger RNA, 1850 nt
Organism: Pocillopora meandrina
Lineage: Eukaryota; Metazoa; Cnidaria; Anthozoa; Scleractinia; Pocilloporidae
Source: the annotation of a GenBank genome assembly
CUUUCCUAAAAUUAUUCACGUCGCCUAAACGUUUCUUGAAAUAUUCGUGGGUUCUAAUCUAUGUCGGUACAUGACGUUUGUCUCGUACUCAGACCUCCCAUUGCCAAAACACGAGAUUUGCGUGACACCACAUGUUACUAAGUCAGCGAAACGAAAAGGUUGGCUCAGGAAAUUCACUCGUUAGGAACGAACGCUUGUCCGACAACACUUCGAACGCGGAAACAUGAAUUUUAAAAAUGUAGUCCUACUGCUCCUUUAUUCCUUCGCCUUAUUUCAAGGCUUUCGAGGAGAGACAUGCGAUCCAAAGCCUAUGAUAAUACGACAUGAAGGCAAGAAAGAGUGCGUGUAUCUUGACACGAAGGGCAUCAAAACCAUCGGUGUCGGCUUCAACAUGCAGAACAAGGAAGCACCAGCGGUGUUUGCAUCGAUCGGAGCCGAUUAUAACAAGUUUAUCAGCAGCCCUGUGACCAAAUGGAGUGCUCCUUGUAAUUGCUCUACAGUCCCUUGUCUCACUGAAGGGCAGAUAGAAGAGCUGUUGGAUAUAAGCUUGAAGACGGCUAUUGCUGACGCUCAGAAAGUGAUUCCAACGUUUGCGAGUCUUUGCUGUCCCGUGCAGAAUGUGAUGGUCGACAUGUCGUUCACUUUUGGCGGACCGAGAUUUGCUCAGUUCACAACAUUUUCAAAGCUUGUUGUACGUCAAUUCUGGAAGGCCGCCGGUGAUGAUUUAACAGUUUCGCUUUGGUGUACGCAAGCUGCAGCACGGUGUAUGGAAGACGCCAACAUUGUCAGAAGUGGAUGCGGUUGCUCCCAGCCAUAUCCACAGUCUUGCGACUCUCAAGGGUCAGCCUGUUGUGCCAGUGCCACCCAACAGACCUGCUGUAAAGGUGAGUUUAAGUCAAAAAUUGGAUGCCAAGUGAGUUUCGGUUUACAUCCUUUAGAGGAAUAGCCGCGGCCACUGACCUCAGAAGGAUGAGACGCAGGCGUUUUCGAGGACAACGUGUGUAACUGCUACAGCUGUUUGUAUCCUUUAUAAUCCACUAAUGUGUUGGAAAGCCAUUUUCUUAGUAUUUCAGGUCACACGUUGCAAGAAGAGCUGUUAAUUCGCAUCAGUGACAAGAACAUUUCACUUCCGGGUCCACGCUUCUCUACUGUUAUUUAUCGUAGAAAACUCGAUUAUGAAUGUGGAUUAUGACGACUUCUUGCCUUGAUUUAAAAAAUGCCGUUUGUGUAAGGAAGAGCUGCUCAUUCUCGUGCUUCUUUAAGUUAACUAAGAUCAUGUUAGUUUUUGGACAAGGUGCCAUUUUUGAGCAGACUUCCGAGUCAGUUCACUCUUAAGGCGUGUCAUGGAAACCGAAACCAUAUUCGUUUUCUCUCUAGUUGCCAUUCUGCGCGAGUUUCAGGCCCUAGCAGUCAAUUUUAAACAAUUCAUUAAAUCAAUUUUGAAAUGAAUACCUCACAAUGACAUUUUAACGCCAAAUUUAUUCUUCCUCAUGCAUUAUUAAGCCACUGACAGACUUUUUUUUUACAUUUUAUUGUAAGUAACCGAUCUAUCUUAUUGAUAACUUUAAAAAGCUACAGCGUUCUCUUUCAGGCACCUUGACUUUUAAAAGCAAAACAUUUGAUGAACAGUUGUGUUGCCCUCUGCCCAAAGCGACUUGCUGUGAGCACGACCAAUGCUGUUCAGAAAACUCGGUCUGUUGCCCUGCUCCGCCCGCGGUGCCUACUUAUUGCUGCCCAAUGGAUUACCCAGUGUGCAAGGAUGGAGAGUGUUAUAGAGCACAUGAUGGGCACAUGAUCAAAGGAAAGCCCGUCGCUCAAGGAUUUGUCUCACCAUGAUCUUUUUUAGUCAA